Molecule: messenger RNA, 3018 nt
Organism: Corvus hawaiiensis (hawaiian crow)
Lineage: Eukaryota; Metazoa; Chordata; Aves; Passeriformes; Corvidae
Product: inositol 1,4,5-triphosphate receptor associated 1-like
Exons: 15
Coding region: 1398-2924 (508 amino acids)
Cellular component (GO): endoplasmic reticulum membrane
Source: RefSeq, a predicted model, not a curated record
UUACACAUGGAGAUGGCCGCCGGCUUGUGGAAAGAGCCUUCUUAGCCCUGGUUUUGCUCCUGGCUGCAUCUUAUCAGCUGUGGGUUCCUUUGAGGUGUGCAUGCAGAUAACAAUCACGUAAGGAGAAUUGGGAGCAAACCCUGGGAACACUGCACAUGCUGGUGGAAGACUGCUUGUUUAUAUGGAGGUUGGCAGCAGCUGCACAGAAAACUCUGCUUUUGACUCUCUUGACCCUUUCAAGAACUUUAAAAUCCAUCCUGAACAGUGCAGAGAGGUGGAUGCAGCAUAAAACAUCAGUCAGAUUUUGUAGUUCAGCAGAACCUUGGCCAAGGGUGGUGGGAGUGCCAGGACUGGCUCUGUCCUUGUCCUGAUUUAAUAGCGGUGUGUGUGAAGGGAAUGGUCUGGAGCUUUGUCCAAGACCUUUCCUAGGCUGGAGGUAGAAGGCAGUGUGGGAUUUCAGCCAGUUUAUUUGUGAUACUUGGCAGUGGUUCCUUACCUGCUUCCUCUUCUGCUUGUGGAGUUUUACUUCAUGGUACAGAGGGGAAUUCCCUUUUUGGCCUAGUAGUUCUCGGGUUUUUUUGAAGGAAAUUCAUCACAUACAAUUGCAUGGGUUGCUUGUCCACUCUGCUGCCUCCACACCCUCCCACAGGGAUUUUUGAACCAGUUUCAUGACAAGAUGAUUCCUCCACUCCCCAAGUGCCUUCGUGGGGCUGUUAUCAGACAGCAAAGAACCUCUUUGGGGUGAGCAGAGGUGUGGGGUAGGUGGAUGUUAAACACCAGACAUCAGAGCCGUGUAGGAGCCUUGGGCCGUGCAGCACCUUGUUGGAAGGGGCUGAAACUGCCCCUCUGGUGCCCCUCUCCAAGCAGGAGCUCCAGGUUGUUGCUGUGUCCCCUCUUGCAGCAGUGCUGGGGGUCACCCCACUUCUCCCCGGAGGUAGCUGCAUGUCCAGUGACAGCCUGUUAAUCUCAUGUGUGUAAUCCCCAACAUGCUGAUGCAGUUCUCCCUGGAAACCUGGGGGCUGUGACACCCAAAUGUGAGGCUGAACUGCUUGGGGGAUGCUCAGCAAUAUUUAUUUUUUUCACUUGGGAUUUAAAACUGAAUAAAAAGAAAGAGGGAUUUUCCUUCUCAUCUGUUUGGGUUGUUUGGGGUUUUUUUGCCAACAACCUUUUAAUCCUAAAACAAAUCAGGUUCUUUCUUGGGUAGCCUGGUGGCUGCCAGGUCCCUGUCAGCUGGGGGAGCCAGGGCCACCGAAAGGUGAAUUUGCAGGAGGGCUGGGGUGCUGCUUUGUGGUUGGGCCCCUGCACAGACCUGUAAGUCGUGCUUGCCACAUCAGUGGCACCAGUCAGUGUCAGCCUGAGCAGCUUUCUUCCAAGAAGUGGAUAAUCCAGAUGACCAGAUGACCACACUCUGUUAUCUGAGCUGCAAGUUCAGCUCAACUGCAGGCGCCCUGGAAGGUGCUGUCGCUGUAGCUGCUGUGAGGGACCUCGCUGGAAGGAGGACAGGGGACAAAGCCAGAGCCCGCAGCAACGUCCUGCCACUCGCCCCUCUGGGCUGGAGAUCUCCCAGCAGGGUCUUGUUCAUCCCUGCUGAACAGGUGUGCUGGUCCUGGAGCCUCUGCACUUCACAAAUGAAGCCACUCGAAGGUACCUCGCUGGGACAGGGCAAGGAGGAGGCGCAGGGACCGGCCCAGGGACGCCGGCGGCGGCAGCGGCAGAGGACAAGCUGCCCACCCAGCCCCUCACCUCAGAGGGAGCAGCAGGCAGAGCUGUGCGGGCUCCUCACAUCUCCGGAUGAAGGCAGGAUGAGCAGUCCCCAGGGACACCCAGGCCGGGUUUUGGCUGGGAGCAAGCAGAUCGUGGAGCAAGUCAGCCAGGAGCCAGGCAGGGCCGUGCAGGAGCAGGCUGUGCACCCUGGGGUCAGUGACAGGACUGAAGAAGGUGCAGAAACACUGCAGGAGCCGCUGCUGAGUCUCCCCAGUGAGCUCUCAGUGCUGGACAGACUUGGCUUGCACAGGGUGGCUUUGACAGAGCAGGAUCUGGAGGCAGCCUUUGCCCACCUUGCCCUGGCUUUUCGCUGCGAUAUGUUCACCCUGCAGCAACGGGUGGAGGUGGAGAAACGGGCAAGGGAUGCAGCAGAGGAAAACAUCCAGGAGGAGCUGGGGCAGUGCCAAGCUGCCUUGGAGAGGCUGGGUCGAUCCUCUGCCAAUGCAGGCUGCAAGGAGGUGCUGGAGCAGCUGCAGCACAACCUGGCCGUGCUGUCAGCAGCUGUUGAGCGGGCAACCAGUGCCGCGGAGAAGCUGGGGGCUGUACACCAGGAGGCCCGGAUGAGCCGAGCAGCAGAGGUGAUGGUGCAGCACGUGGAGAACCUGAAGCGGCACCACAUGCGGGAGCACGCGGAGCUGGAGGAGAUGAAGCGCCUGAUCCAGCAAAACUCCCGCAACCGGCAGCUGGCGGAGAUCCAGGAUGAUGUGGAGCCACGGCUGAGACCUCACCCCCUGAAGAGAACUUUCCAGCAGGGGUCUGCCCGCCGCAGAGUCAGCAUCGCCGUCAUCCCCAAGCAGCUCUUGCCAGGUGCCAGCCCCGACAGCCGAGCAGCCCCAGCAGGUGACUCGGAGCCAGAGGGGGCCCAGCGCUGGCCCAGCAUCCAGAGGAGUGAACUGGAGCCACGGGGCCAGGACAGCGCCGUGACCGGGAAGCUGGUGGCUGAGGCAGAUGGCAGAGGCUCAAGUGCAGGGGACGAGGAGCCGGAGCAGCUUGGGCUGACGUCCAAAGGGUCUGCAGCAGAGCUGUGGCGUCCGUGGCUCUUCUUCCCGCAGCACUACUGGGUUAUCUUCUGGCUGCUUCUCCUGAGCAUCGCCUUCCUCCUCCUCAUCCGUGUCCUCGAGUUGCAGCGGCUGCAGUCUGCAGCAUCAUUCAAGGCCUAGCUGGACCGGGGAGGGGGAGCUGAGAGGCAUCUCUGCUCCUUCCCCACGUCCUAAAACACCAAAACCCUAGAAUAAUAAAACGGGAGGAAAAGUG